AUGUCCUUCUCGGAAGUUGCAGGUCCCGUAGAAACCAUGUCUGUUUCUUCUCAGAUCCUUAGUAUGCGUGGUGCUAAUAACGCCAAAUUCGAGGGCCACCCCCUAGGGAUGUCGUUUACGCAACCCAAUCAAGCAUCGUGGCGCUUCGUCCUAGUCCUCAGCCUUUUAUUCUCCACCUUACUCAGUCUCUUCAUCUUUGCACUGCCAGAAAGUCCUCGCUGGCUAUGCAAACAGGGCAAGUGGGACGAGGCUCGGGAGAUCUUGACUCUUUUGCAUAAUGACGAUCCUGACUUCGAAGAGAUUACCCAACAGCUCGAAGAUAUUAGAAUAUCACUUGAGCGGGCUGGCAAUGCCAGCAUCCUCGUGAUGUUCAAAAUGGGACCACAACGAAGCCUUCAUCGCGUCAUCCUCGCUGCCGUUCCUCAAAUGUUUUUACAAAUGAGUGGUGUCAACGUUAUCGCACAAUAUACUCCUGUCGUCUUCGAGCAGUUUUUGGGCUUCAACGCAUUUGAUUCUGGGAUUCUGGCUGCAGCUUCCCAGUUUGCAGUCAUCCUCGGCGCUAUCUGCUGCUCCUGGACAGUCGAUCGAGUUGGUCGACGGAAACUGAUGCUGAUCAGUGCGACUAUGAUGUCCAUAUGUUUCGCCUGUCUGUCGGGUCUACUAGCCCAUCCUGAAAACCAUACUGGGAUUAAGGCUGCUGCGUUCUUUAUAUACUUCUAUCUAUUCGUUUAUGUCCUUGGUUUCCUUGGGAUUCCAUUCCUCUAUGCAAGUGAGGUCGCGGUGACUCAGUUUCGAGCACCAACAACUGGACUAUCUACUGCGGUAUCCUGGCUAUUCAACUUCAUUGUCGCCGAAGUCACUCCGGUGGGAUUCGCUAAUAUUGGCUGGACAUAUUUCCUGGUGUACUGUUGUAUCAAUGCGGUAUGCGUGCCGACGAUUUAUUUCUUCUCCCCCGAAACAGCUGGACGCUCACUCGAGGAAAUCGAUGAGAUCUUCCUAUCAUCAAACUCAAUCUUCGACACCGUUACCGUGGCAAAAGAACUGCCAAAGCACGAACAUCGUGGGGUGUGCGCAGACGAAGAAGGCAAAGAGACUUCCAGUGAAGCUGUCCAUAUUGACCAUAUGGAAAUAAUGGGAAGAACAGAUCGAGUGGCAGAACCGAAUAUGCGGUUUUCGCUGUGUUUCCAGUGA
Penicillium expansum is the source of this 1191-nucleotide messenger RNA. RefSeq names its product Major facilitator superfamily domain, general substrate transporter. Gene Ontology annotation, molecular function: carbohydrate:proton symporter activity. NCBI's taxonomy places the organism in Eukaryota, Fungi, Ascomycota, Eurotiomycetes, Eurotiales, Aspergillaceae. Gene Ontology annotation, biological process: carbohydrate transport; transmembrane transport. The record is from RefSeq and is a predicted model, not a curated record. Gene Ontology annotation, cellular component: membrane. The transcript has 2 exons. The coding region runs from base 1 to 1191 and encodes 396 amino acids.